UCCUCUUGCUUUUCUGCGGGCGUAUCUAUUUGUACGGUGUUCUACGACAAAUCAAAAAGUGCAGUUAGGUUAGAGCAGACUGGAACGUGUUGGAGUAAACGUCGGAGCUGGUCGGAGCUGAUUGAAUAAGUUGUACUUGAUAUUCCUGGGGUGUCUUGAAUAUUAUCGAGUAUCACAAAACUUAUCGCGAUGUAGUCCUACAUGCACACAGCGAGUCCAGAUCAUUACGUUUUAUUUUGAACUCGCUGAGCUACGUACGAUGGGCGAAUAACGACGUGGCAAAAUGUCUCACGUUGAAUCGUGCAAGGUCCGGCAACAAAAUGAAUUGGAAGUCUUAAAGUCCAUUUUUGGGGAUGAGUUGCAUGACUUAAGGAAGAAUAAGAACAAGAAGAAAUGGCAGCCUCUGGAUAUUGUUGUUACCUUGACACCGCAGAAAGGUAUGUCCGGACCAGCAGAGAUUCACGCACAAAUAGAUCUGCACAUUACAUGCUGCGACAAAUAUCCUGAUGAAGUACCAACUAUUCAGCUGCAAAAUAGCAGAGGUUUGUCCCAUCAACAGGUCGCAGUCUUGUCAUCGGAACUUGAAAACCUGGCACAAAAGUUAAGGGGCGAAGUUAUGAUCUUUGAAUUUAGUCAACAUGUUCAAAAGUACUUGCACGAGCAUAAUAAACCAGGUUACAGCAGCUUUUAUGAGGAGAUGGUAUUGAGAAAUCAGGAGAGGAUACAGUGUGAAAUGCAAGAGAAGCAGAUGAAGGAGGAUAAAGAGAGACAGGUUCUGCAAGAUGCCAUUCAAAAACGUCAAGAGGCCUUGAAGGCUGAAAUGCGCACUCGGAGAGAAACGGUUCGACUAGCUUCGGAUUUUGACACCCAUACCGUCUUUCGAUCCAUACCGUCAUCGCCGCACGAGCGAGGGACGAACCGUUUCAGACGUCGAUGUGUCAGCACGUCCGAAAGUUCCGAAGGGUCUUUGUGUGAGCACAGAGGUACGAAGCUCAUCCAUUUCGACAGCAAUAAAGGCGAGAGACAAGUGCACCGAGGAAAAUGCCUGGGGCACAGCGCGAAGGGUUCUGUGGUUUACGCUGGUGUAGACAUGACCACCGGUGAACUAUUGGCCAUAACAGAAUGGACACUGAAAUGCACGGCGAUAGCGAACGGCGGUUGCACCCGAGAAGCCAUCGAUAUACAUCACGCCAUGAAGCAGAUCGCCAGCUUGGAGCAAGAGCUAAAUCAUUUGUACAGAUUGCAUCAUCCGAAUCUCGUGCAUUAUUUAAACAUGAAAUACAUGCAGAACAACAAUAACGUGGUGAUUUACGUGCUUCAAGAAUUCGUGGUUGGAACCACAUGCUCUUUCUUUUUGAUGGAAAACAUUCCAGUCGAUGUCGAUAUGCUGAGACAUUUGGCAACGGGUAUCCUCGAGGCAUUGCGAUACCUCCACGAGAAUAAUGUAGUGCAUAAAGAUUUACGCGACACCAGCAUUUAUAUAGACCACACGGGUCUUGUAAGAUUGUCCGACUAUUCUUUAGAUAAAAGACUGUCAGAUAUGUAUCAUUCAAAUUCUUUUGCAAAGACUGAACAUGAUUUUCCAACAAUUCAAGGCCGAGGUGGUAAAAAAGCUGAUAUAUACAGAUAUGGAAUAUUACUGCUUUCAUUACUGAAAGGAACCAUCAUAUCCGGAGAAGAAAUCGACCUAACAGUAAUUCCACAGCUUCAUUUGAGGGAUUUUAUUUCAAAAUGUCUUAUCGAUGACGAAAGAAUGCGUUGGUCUGCAGAACAAUUGCAACAACAUGGUUUUAUAAGAAUACCGUUAGAACGUGGCUUAUCGCCCACGAUACCAGAUCAUGAUGAGGAGGAGACGAAUUUAGAGCCGGAAGAACCGGAUAUUGAUAUUCAAUUACACUUACCGUCGAUGGGUAGACAAUCGCGAAUAAGAAACGAAUUCGAAGUCUUGAAGUGGCUGGGAAAGGGAGCCUUCGGUGACGUUCUGAAAGUGAGAAAUAAAUUAGAUGGUGGUAUUUACGCUAUUAAACGCAUAGAAUUGAAUCCAAAGAAGAAACAGCUGAACAAGAAGAUAACGCGCGAAGUGAAACUGCUCUCUAGGAUGAAUCAUGAGAAUGUAGUGCGUUAUUACAAUUCGUGGAUUGAGAGUGCCACCCUGGACGAUUCGGUUAGGCAUAGUCAAUUCACGCCGAUCACCACAUCUUCAGAUAGAACACCCAACACACAGGACAAAGUGGACUUAGUUAAUCAACUGGAAAAUGAUGAAAUAGAAAAGUUUGCUCCACCGUUAAAUGACGUUGAGUGGAAUAUAUCAUAUGAAUCUCGGGCGAAUGUGGCUGAUAGCGACGAUGAGAAUAGCGACGCUUCGACUGAUUCUGAUAGCGAAGAACACUGCUCGUUUCUAAUGCGGAAUUUGCUACGUAUCGAAUCUUCUGAUAGUAUCGAAUUCGAAAGAGAUGGUAUAUCACAAAAAUCCAUAGUGACAUCGGACAUUUCGAGCAAUGAGGUUAAAGAUACCGAAAUCUCUAGCGAGGAUGUAACGGUAAAAGAGAUACAAUUCAUGUACAUACAAAUGGAAUUUUGUGAGAAAAGCACAUUAAGAACUGCCAUAGAUAAUGGUUUGUACGAAGACGAGGAACGUUACUGGAGACUGUUUCGAGAAAUUGUAGAAGGUUUGGCGCAUAUUCAUCAGCAGGGUAUGAUACACAGAGACUUGAAACCCGUAAAUAUCUUCCUCGAUAGCAACGAUCACGUCAAGAUAGGAGAUUUCGGACUGGCAACGACUAAUAUAUUGUCGUUGGUUCAGACCAUCGAUGCCGAUAAAGAAUCACAAUUUGAGAAAGGUGGAAGUUAUGACGUGGAAGAAUUGGGAUCUCUCACUGGUCAAGUUGGUACAGCUCUAUAUGUGGCACCCGAACUUUCCGCGAAAGCUGCCAAGGCGAUUUACAAUCAAAAAGUGGAUAUCUACAGCUUGGGAAUUAUCUUUUUUGAAAUGACGUACAAGCCAUUAACUACCGGAAUGGAGCGUGUCAAGAUGCUGUUAAAUUUGCGCUCGAAAGAAAUUGUUUUUCCUCCUGAUAUACCAGAAACAGAUACGCCCCAAGUUCAUAUCAUACGUUGGCUGCUGACUCAUGAUCCAAGCCAACGACCUACUGCUCAGGAAUUACUCUCUUCUACGUAUUUACCCCCACCGUUGGAAGAUACGGAAUUGCAAGAAGUGAUGCGCCAUACGUUAUCCAAUAGUCAAAGUAAAGCAUACAAAUAUUUAGUGGCAUCAUGCUUCACGCAAGAUGUUACGCCGGCGGAAGAUAUUACUUAUGACAUGAAUUUGCCUAUUAGGGGAAUGCCAAGUGUUCUUUCCUCAAAAAAGCAGUUUUUACAAGAAAGCGUGAAGCAAAAGAUCAUCGAAAUAUUUCAAAAGCACGGUGGGAUACAUCUCGCGACUCCACUGUUAAUGCCUAAAUCAGUUCAGCAUUCCAACUUAACCGAAUCUAGUGUGAAAUUGAUGACCCGUACCGGCAGUAUAGUUUCUAUACCUCAUGAUCUCCGUACCCCUUUCGCUCGAUACGUCGUAUGGAAUAACAUCUCGCAUAUUCGAAGAUAUGCUAUUGAACGUGUCUUCAGAGAUAAAAAGGCUCGAGGAUUUCAUCCAAGAGAAUUAUACGAAUGUGCUUUCGACAUCAUUAGUCCUAUAGAUAACAAUUUAAUGACAGAGGCUGAAUUAAUCUUCAUUAUAUGGGAGAUCUUUAACGAGUUACCGCAAAUUCGAGAAAAUAAUUUCAUAGUGCGUUUAAAUCACACGUCGCUGCUACAAGCUGUGUUAAUGUAUUGCGGCGUGGAGAAGGACAAGUAUCAGGAUAUCUAUUCCAUACUGCAGGAUGCUCGCGAUGGAAAGUUAACUAAAUUUCAAGUUCAAACGCAUUUGAUAAGUUUAUGCCUGACUGAUCAAGCUAUGGAAACGCUUUUUAAUUUACUCGAAACGGAAAGUUCUGUUGCAAAAAUUACCAGUAUUUUGAGGACAAUAACGAAGAGAAAAGGAGACGCUGCAGGUUUAGCCAAAGAAGGCUUGAAAGAUAUAGAGACUAUUAUAUCUAAUGUAGAGUGUUUGGGCGUUAAGUGGCCUAUUACUGUCGUACCUUUACUAACGUACAAUGUACAACAAUACAGUGGUGUGAUAUAUCAAAUAACUUGCGAGCUAAAGCAUAGACGGAGACGAGGCGGUCAAGAUAUCAUAGCCGCAGGUGGUCGAUACGAUAAAAUGCUGAUAUCGUUUAGAAAAGUUUUAGAGCGCACCGGAAUGGCUAGUAAGGAGACAAAACAAUAUGGUGCUGGUAUUAGCAUAUCGUUAGAUAAGCUUGUAUCUGCUGUUACCGAGACGUGCGAGGGUGGUGAAAGUAAAUGUGGUAUCGACGUGGCUGUAUGCUGCGAAGGAAGUCUGGAAAACGAGGGAAGAAGAGAAAAGGAUUUGAUCAAUGUAUUACGAGAAAUCUGGUCAUUAGGAUUGAAGGUUACAACAUUGGAUCUAUGCACUAUGGAGGAAAUAUUAGAAUACUGCCGAGAAAAUUCUAUAAGUCAUAUAGUAUUAUUAAGAAACGGCACUCUAAGAGUACAAACAUGGGAGAGAGACCGAUUUCAAGAGAAGAAAUGGAAUACCAUACAGGAUAUUGUCGAAUAUUUACAACGUCAAUCGGAAACAACGUUGCCAAUCUUGAAUAGAUCUGAAAGUAAAAUGAGUGGGAAUGAUGUAUCAAUAACGAACAGCAAUCCGGUUAACGUUAACAUCAAUUUUAUUCUCUCCGAACGAGACAAGCUAUCCGGAAGUGGUAGAAGAAGUUUUAAGAACACUAUAUUAGCACAAAUGUCGUCCUACUUGCAAAGAAUAUCGUACAAAGUUCCUGUAGAGAUUUUUGCAGUCUUUUUGGAGAUGUCUGUUUUAAGAACAAUGAUCAGUUUUCUGGAGAUCGAUGAGGAGGAACAGAUCUUUCAAAAAAGCAUUCAGAUUGUAAUAGAUAAACAUCCACGGCAUAAGAAAUAUAUCAAACAAAUAUGCGAGGAAAUGAGGGAACUACGGAACGAAAAGUCCAAGCCUGUAGAAAUUCUUUAUAGCUUGAUAGAUAGUAAACAUGUGACUUUAAUAUAAGUGAUAUUGAAACCGAAGAAUUUAUAUUUUCGUAACAAUUAUGUGAGAUCAGUAAUGAUGAAUGAUUGAAAUGUAUGUUAAAAUAGAUGAUCAACGUAUAAGACAUAUACAUUAGAUACUUAAGCUUUUUUUGUACUACAUAUAUAUUUUUAAAUAUCAAUGUUUAAUAAAAAAAGUAAACUAAAA
Messenger RNA from Monomorium pharaonis (pharaoh ant), 5323 nucleotides. RefSeq names its product eIF-2-alpha kinase GCN2 (gene Gcn2). Gene Ontology annotation, biological process: regulation of translational initiation by eIF2 alpha phosphorylation; DNA damage checkpoint signaling. The coding region runs from base 284 to 5137 and encodes 1617 amino acids. NCBI's taxonomy places the organism in Eukaryota, Metazoa, Arthropoda, Insecta, Hymenoptera, Formicidae. Gene Ontology annotation, cellular component: cytosol. Gene Ontology annotation, molecular function: ATP binding; protein binding; eukaryotic translation initiation factor 2alpha kinase activity. The record is from RefSeq and is a predicted model, not a curated record. The transcript has 14 exons.